AUGGCGGGGGAUCUUGUAGUUGGAGUACUCUACAACUUAUUGGUGCCACUGCUUCUCCUGACUGCUUCUUCGUUCCGCUACAACGGCCUGUCUGUGGUGUACUUUGUGUUCUUGCUCACGCUGCCGUUGCUGCCGAACCCAAGCCCGGUCACCCUGAAAGGUAAAACUGGUCAGUUCCUGCGGCUGAUCGUCUACACGAGCCUGAUCUUUCUGACCCUGCAGUGUUUCAUGCAGAUCCCCUUCGCUUACAUCUCCCCACACGUUAGUGGCUUCUGGGAAGAUUUUCUCUACCAUUUUGGAAUUGUAAGGUUCAGCUCGGUUGAUGCUGGAAACAUUGUGCGUCUCUUGGCCCCAGACGUUGGCCUUUCCUUUUCCGUUUUGUUCAUACUGAGGCUGUGCAAAAAACGUCUGCGCCCCGUGCCUCAAGUCAGCCUCCAUGAAAAUGGAAUCCCACCCUCCAUCCCCGAGGAUGUAGAAACGUCCGAUUCAGAAUCAGAGGACGGAAGUGUCCCAGAGGGCUCGUCUUUUGACAGCUCAGAGGAGACUACAGUCCCGGUUCAGUCGAGCCCACCACAGUUUGUCCAGAAACUGAUCAUGUUUGCAGCCGGACUGAGGCUGCUGCUGUUGGCAAUCAUGAACACAGCGGGGAAGGUGGUGGUGACCCUUCUGCUGGGGCUGGCAGGUAUCACACUGCCCUCUCUCACCUCCGGAGUGUAUUUUGGCGUGUUUCUUAGUCUGGUGUGGUGGUGGAUAUUCAGCCGCUCCAUCAGCAUGCUGGUUUUCAGCUCCUUGUGUGUGAUGAUGGCCAUCUUCAGCGCAGGACAUCUGCUGGCUCUGUAUGUGUAUCAGCUGCCUCUGUCCCAGCAGCUCAUACCACCAGAUGACAUCUACGCCAGGUUGUUCGGCAUGACAGGGGUAAUCAGAACCAGCUCUUCACACCCACACCGUCUGGGCCUGCACCCGCAUGUGUGCUGGCCGGACUUCAUCAACCCUUUGGUUCUUCUGCUGCUCUACUACACACUGGUGACUCUGCUGCACAGAUGGGUCCACGUCAUGGAGGAGAGUUGUUGUUCUUCUCAGGAUGUUGCUGUCGUUGAUGAGUCUGAGAGCCCGUUAGAAAGUCCAGAAGCUCCACCAAGCUUCUCCAGGGUCAUCUACAUCUCAGGAGACAAACAAGAGCUUUUAAGCAGCACAGAUGACGAGACCUAUCUGCCAGAUGAGCCAAUGAUUCUGAUAAGUGGAAGUUCCUGGCAAAACGUCCACAGCAGCAGUGUUGGGUGUCUGCUUGAAGGGGCAGGUUACACAAACUGUUACGCUCCAUCACAUAAAGAAGACCGAGCCCCACCUUCACACGAAAUCGACGGGAAAACGGAUGACGAGAAUGAGGAAGUCUCAAAGAGCCUGACAGAAACCACACCUUCGCCCUCAGGCCCGAGUGGUCUGGUCAUCUUUGGACGACUGUUGCAGAAACACAGCUAUGUCAGUGCUCUCGUCAUAAUGAUGGUGUGGAGCAUCACUUACAACAACUGGCUGACUUUUGUCUUGCUUGUGUGGUCCUGCAUCAUUUGGAUGAUGCGGGACCGUCGGCGGUACGCCAUGAUGUCCGCCCCUUUCCUUGCCAUCUAUGGCACUGUCCUGGUGGUUCUGGGCUUCCUGAGUGGGCUCCGUCUGAGUCGGGCCGAGCUGUACCCCGGCCUGCCCCCGGCUGUGAUCGUGGACUUCGACUUGAAUAGCUACCACCCUGCGCCCUGCAUCCACCUGGGAGCAAAGGUCUUCUACAGCUUUAACUUCUGGUUGAUGUUUCGUCAGCAGCUGAAGGAGAGGCAAGAGAAGCAGAGCAUGAAAAAUAAAUCCCUUGAAGAAAUCCAAGACAUGCCACAGGAGGAAAAUGAGCCUUCUCCUCUGGUAGUCAUGCUGAUCUCAGGUGUAAAAGGGAUUUUGGUAAAAUACUGGAUCCUCUUCUGCUGCUCCAUGUUCUUCAUAGUCAGCUUCUCUGGGAAGGUGGUGGUCUACAAAAUCCUCUACAUCGUUCUUUUCCUCCUGUGUGUUGUUCUGUACCAGGUUGGUAAAUUUGACGACUUACAUAUAUAUGGUAAAUUUGUUGAAUUUGUCUUUCUUGUAUUUACUUCCAGAGAAGAAGAACUGAAGUGUUCAGUAAAUCUGAUAGCGGACAUCAUUAAAGAAAAUAUUGCAAAGUUACAACAAAGGCUUGUGAAGGAGCAGGUGGGACAUGGCAAAAGUCAGGAGACUCUGGACAGCAUUGAACAACAAACCUCCUCCCUGAAAGGAGCUGAGGAGCAGGAGGAGGCAACUGAUGAAACGAUCCCAUGCAGUCGUGAGGAAAAGUGGGGCCUGAUUGUGGACCGGACGAGCCUGCUCCUGGUUCAGGCCGUCUCUGGACUCCGCAGGCUGCAGGAGCUCAGCUGGAGACUGAUGGAGCUCCACAGCCUCAAAAUUGUGUCAUCUGGCAUCAUCUGGGUGUCGCUGCAAGAGGUUUCACUGAUGAACUUCCUUUUUCUGGUUCUGUGGGUGUUUGCGCUUCCGUUCCCACGGUUACGACCUCUGGCCUCCAGCGUCUCUGCUGUGUGGGCCUGCGUCAUGGUGGUGUGCAAGAUGUUUUACCAGCUCAAAGUCAUCAAACCUCUCGAUUACUCGUCCAACUGCACUGCUGACUUUCUGCCGUCCAACAGCUCAGGGCUGGACGAUGGAGCAGAACUGAUGGGGAACAUGGUGGAGCUGCUCCGGAGGUCUGUUCUCUACAUCGAACCUGUUGACCCUGUCUACUGGUGCGGAGCGCUGAGAAAGUGCGAGGGCAGAAUCCUCCCCUGCCUCAGGAACCAUCUGAUGGUGCUCGGGUUGCUUGUCUUCGAGGCGACUGUUCACCGCCACCAGCUCUACUUCCGUCUCCGUAACGACCUGAAGCCUCCACCCUUCAGCAUCAUCUUCCACGGCAUCACGAGGCAGCACCUCGAUCACGGCGUCCUGCCCUGCAUCAAAUACUUCAUCAACUUUGGCUUCUACAGAUUUGGACUUGAGAUGAGUUUAAUCGUGGCAGUGAAUGUAAUCGGUCAGAGGAUGGAUUUCUACGCGUUGUUCCACUCCUGUGCGUUGAUGGCUGUCCUGUUUCGGCGACGUAGGAAAGCCAUCGGGGAGGUUUGGCCCAAAUAUUGCUGUUUCACAGCUGGACUGAUGGUGUUUCAGUACCUGCUCUGCAUCGGCAUCCCUCCUGCUCUCUGUGUUGAUUAUCCCUGGAGAACAGCAGUUCAUCCUUUAACGUCAAAUGUUAUUAAGUGGUUUUACCUUCCCGACUUUGCCAUGAGACCCAACCCAUUGUUCAUCUUCUACGACCACCUCCUGCUGCUCUGCUCGGCUCUGCAGUGGCAGGUUUUUGUGGAGGAGAACCGAGCAGCGGUGCGACUGCUGGCCGGAGACAACGUGGAGAUCAGCCGCAGUUUGGAUCCUUGUUCCUUCAACCAGUUCAUACCUGUUCACAACUUUCUUCACUGCAGGAGCUACCUGGACAUGGUGAAGGUGUUUGUUUUCAGCUACUUCUUCUGGCUGGUGCUCUGCCUCAUCUUCAUCACCGGCACCACGCGAAUCAACAUCUUCUGCCUCGGAUACCUGGUCGCCUGUUUUUACUUUAUGCUGUUUGGUGGCAGCGUGCUGAUGCAGCCGGUCAGGUACAUACUUCGCCUGUGGGACUGGCUCAUCGGCUACACCUGCUUUGUGAUCACCAUGAAGAACUUGCUGUCUCUUGGUUCCUGUGGUUUCCUGGACAGCCUGUUGAAGAACAGCUGCUGGUUGAUUCAGGCCUUCAGCAUGUUCUGCACCAUCAAAGGCUACGAUGUUCCGGAGCCUGUUGACGAGUGUGAGCUGCCAGAGGGUGAAGCCGGCAUCGUCUGGGAUGCGAUCUGCUUCACCGUCCUCCUGGCACAGAGGAGGGUCUUCCUGAGCUACUACUUCCUCUACGUGGUGUCUGACCUCAAAUCCUCAAAGAUUUUAGCCUCAAGGGGGGCUGAGCUGUUUGAGGCCAAAGUGAAGAAGCAGAUAGCAGCCAGACUGGAGAUGGAGAAGAAAUCUGUCGAGACGCUGAAGAGACAGAUGGAGAAGAUAAAAUCUAAACAGAGGAGUCCUCAGACGGCUUCAGACGAAGCAGAACUUCCUGCAGAUCAGGCAGCACUGGAUGACGAAAAGGCAAAGAGAGAUGCGGGGAAGUGGUGGAAGCCUUGGGUCUCUCAGCCUGGAGUGGAAAACAACUGUGGCUACCACUUGUUUGAGAGUGACAGUGAAGAGGAUGAAGAGGAAGUUACCGAGAAGAAAGAGGAAGAAGAACGACCAAAGAAGAAAUCAGCUUUCCAGUUGGCCUACAACGCCUGGGUCACCAGCUCAAAAAAUGCUCUGAAGGACCUGAAGAAAGAGAAGAAGAUUUUUAAGAAGGAGGAAAAGAGGCGGGCAAAGAGAGAGCUGCAGAAGCAGCAGGGCAUUGAAAGAACAGACUCAAGUGAGGAAGAACUGGAUGAAAGUGCUGUGGAGGAAGAGGGAGAGGAGGAAAAAGAAAACAUCUUGCAGCGCAUCAUUAACACGAUCAAAUUCAGCUGGGUGUUUCUUCAGUCUCUUCUUGAUGACCUGACGGAUGGUCUGAACUCCUUCUGCAAAGACAGCCUGGACAUUUCCAAAGUGCUGCGCUUUGAGCGAGCGUUACUCAACCAGCAGCAAAAAAAGGGCAAAGAGGUGAGUCAGGAGAGCGUGAAGCAGUUUUAUGAGAGCUGGAUCUCCCGUCAGAACACGCUGUCAUCUCAGGAAGGUUUGGAUGCCCUGCCUCCCCCCCUCACCCCACAUGAAGCCCCCUCCUCACGUCACGCCUACGGCAGGCUGAAGAGCCAAGCCUCCAAAAUGUCCUUGGGCAGCAGCUUUUCCAGCUGCAUGACGGAUGAGACGAUGCUGGUCUCCAGGCAGCCGACGCAGGAAGAGCUGGACUAUUCGCCCGAUGACUCGCCUGCUGCUUGCCAGCUUCGCCGAAGACUCCUGAAAGAAGCACACAUCGACCUGACGUCCUUUGAGACUGACGAUGUUCCACAGAGUUGUAAAGAUGUGGCCUCUCAAAAAGAAGACCAUGAACAGGAGGACGUUGAACAAGAGGAGGACAUUGAACAAGAGGAGGACGUUGAACAGGAGGAGGACGUUGAACAGGAGGAGGACGUUGAACAGGAGGAGGACGUUGAACAGGAGGAGGAUGUUGAACAGGAGGAGGACCUAGAUGAAGAAUUAAAGCAAAAGGAAGGAGUUGGAAAGUCCAAAUACAUAUACGCCUCCCUGGAUCACCAGGAGAGUGAUGAAGAGGAUGGUGUGAUCCUCCCAGGCUCUCCCAGACCUCUGAGUCAGGAAACAAGGAACCUCACAGCUAGUGAGCUGCUGCUCAACAACAUGUUUGUGAACGAUGAGGUCUCAGACUCCGAUAAGUUUUACACCACCUUGCCGAGGCCCCUGAAGCUGCUCUUUGCCCUCUACAACAUGAUGGUGUCCAAGUCUGAGAUGCUGUGUUACUUUGUCAUCAUCCUGAACCACAUUGUGUCCGCUUCCUUUCUCUCCCUCAUCCUCCCCGUCCUGAUUUUCCUCUGGGCCAUGCUGUCUGUGCCCCGGCCCACCAAACGCUUCUGGAUGACCGCUAUAAUCUACACUGAGCUGACCGUUGUAGUGAAGUACUUUUUCCAGUUUGGUUUCUUCCCAUGGACCACUUCUGCUUACCGAGGCAUAAACGCUGAGCGGCCCUUUGCCCUGCCCAACAUCAUAGGGGUGGAGAAGAAAGACGGCUACGUCCUCUUCGAUCUCAUUCAGCUGCUGGCCCUGUUCUUCCACCGAUCCAUCCUGAAGUGCCAUGGGUUGUGGGACAACAAAGAAGUCGAGAUGCCUGAUUUCUUCAAGAAGUUGAAGAAAAAAGUGGACAAGAAGAAGAUGACAGGGGCUGAUAAGACAGGAGGGAAAGAAAAACCUUCACGCCGGCUGAAGUUCCUCCCUUUCCAGGCCUCCACCACCUCCCUGUUCUGCAGACAGAAACGGAACGAAUCUGAAGACUCUGAGGAGGUGAAGCUGAAGAAGCAGCCGAGCAAGAAAAAGAGACGGCAGCGGCACAUGACUCCACUGACGAGGAAGCAGAGGAUCAGACAGCAGAUCAGAGAGAGGAUGCUGCAAAUCAAAGCUACCGUCAUAGAAGUAGCUCUUCGCAUCUAUCUGCCCAUAAGACAGUUCUUUUAUGACAUCAUCCACCCAGAUUACAGUCCCGUGUGCGACGUCUACGCCCUCAUGUUUCUUGUUGAUGUCGUCAACUUCAUCGUUACCAUAUAUGGAUAUUGGGCAUUCGGGAAAUACUCUGCAGCAGCGGACAUCUCAGAGUCUCUGUCAGAAGACCAGGUCCCAGAAGCCUUUUUGGUGAUGCUGCUCAUGCAGUUUGGCACCAUGAUCGUUGACCGUGCUCUGUAUCUGCAGAAGUCCCUGCUAGGAAAGUGUGUUUUCCAGGUUGUGCUGGUGUUUGGCAUACACUUCUGGAUGUUCUUCAUCCUCCCCGGAGUUACAGAGAGGAGGUUCAACAGGAACCCAGUGGCCCAGCUGUGGUACUUUGUAAAGUGUAUCUACUUCGGCCUCUCUGCCUACCAGAUCAAAUGUGGCUACCCCAACCGCAUCUUGGGCAACUUCCUCACCAAAAACUACAACUACCUGAACCUCUUCCUCUUCCAGGGCUUUCGGAUGGUUCCCUUCCUGACAGAGCUGCGGGCCGUGAUGGACUGGGUUUGGACUGACACCACGCUGUCUCUCUCCAGCUGGAUUUGUGUUGAAGAUAUUUAUGCCAACAUUUUUGUCCUCAAGUGCUGGAGAGAGUCCGAAAAGAAAUACCCCCACCCUCCGGGGCAGAGGAAGAAGAAGGUGGUGAAAUAUGGAAUGGGAGGGUUCAUCAUCUUCGCUCUGAUCAGCAUCAUCUGGUUCCCUCUUCUCUUCAUGUCGCUGGUCCAGUCAGCGGUUGGAGUGACCAAUCAGCCGGUGGAGGUCUCCAUCCAGCUCAGCAUCGCUGGAUAUGAGCCUCUCUUCACAAUGAGCGCACAGGAGCAGAACUUGGUUGCGUACACAGAAGCAGGAUUCAGCCGACUCACCAAAAUUUAUGCUACGCAUCCAUCUGCCAUGCAGUUUCUGAUGAACUACGAGGCUGAGGACAUUGUUGUAGCUAAAAUCAAGAGCGAUGCCAGCCUGCUGUGGGGCAUCAGCCCAGCCAGUCGCGCCGCCAUGAUCCAAGAACUCAGCAGCUCUUCCCACAUUUACAUAACCUUACGCUGGACUCUGGUCAGGAACGCAUCAAUAUCGAUGGUUGUGGAGUCGGUGGGUGAACACACGGUGAAGUUUGACGACAAGGUCUUGAUGGAUGGAAUUGUACAAAUGCUCAAAGGAAACCACAGCAAAUCUGUGAUAAUUCAUUCUCUGCUGCCAAAGUUUAUUAGAGGUCCCAAGGGACAAGAGUCUAAAAUGGCCACCAGGAUGUCCGUCGAGCCGUCAGAGCGUCCAGAACUCCAGGCGCUGGCCUUCUUUAGGCCCAUGUCCAUUAGACUUGAGCAGGUCAACGGGACAUCGGACAAACAGGUGGACCAGUGGUGGGUGGUGGAGGAGUGCUCCUCUGUCCUCACCUCCUCUGAACACAAGUGUCACAGCAUUGAGAUCGGGGUGUUCAACGAUAAAGUCAGCCCCUCCAGUCUGGGCUUUCUGGCUGGACAUGGAAUUGUUGGCCUGUACAUGUCGGUGGUUCUGGUCAUUGGAAAGUUUGUUAGAGAAUUCUUCAAUGGGAUAUCUCGGUCCAUCAUGUUUGAGGAUCUGCCGUGUGUGGACCGAGUCCUGAAGCUCUGCACUGACAUUUUUGUGGUGCGGGAGACAGGAGAGAUGGAGCUGGAGGAGACUCUGUUUGAGAAACUCAUCUUCCUUUACCGAUCGCCGGAGACCAUGAUCAAAAUGACCAGAGAGAAGAAAGACAGCUAGGACUCAGCAUCACAUCUGCUCUUAGCAAGGGGAAGGGUUUUAUUUC
Molecule: messenger RNA, 8059 nt
Organism: Nematolebias whitei (Rio pearlfish)
Lineage: Eukaryota; Metazoa; Chordata; Actinopteri; Cyprinodontiformes; Rivulidae
Product: piezo-type mechanosensitive ion channel component 2
Exons: 55
Coding region: 1-8013 (2670 amino acids)
Source: RefSeq, a predicted model, not a curated record